Molecule: messenger RNA, 1529 nt
Organism: Pocillopora damicornis (cauliflower coral)
Lineage: Eukaryota; Metazoa; Cnidaria; Anthozoa; Scleractinia; Pocilloporidae
Product: adenylosuccinate lyase
Biological process (GO): 'de novo' AMP biosynthetic process
Cellular component (GO): cytosol
Molecular function (GO): N6-(1,2-dicarboxyethyl)AMP AMP-lyase (fumarate-forming) activity; (S)-2-(5-amino-1-(5-phospho-D-ribosyl)imidazole-4-carboxamido) succinate lyase (fumarate-forming) activity
Source: RefSeq, a predicted model, not a curated record
GAGUGAAAUCGCGGUCUCUAGAAUCCAAGAUGGCGGGAGAUUCAGUUCACGCGGUGUAUCGAAGCCCCCUCACAAGUCGAUAUGCUAGUCCUGAAAUGGCGUUUAAUUUCUCUGAGGACAAGAAGUUCUCUACGUGGAGGAAGUUAUGGCUUUUUCUAGCAAAAUCUGAGAAGACUCUAGGGCUGGAAAUUACAGAUGAGCAAAUCCAGGAAAUGGAAGCCAACUUAAAAAAUAUAGACUACAGCCUGGCUGCAGCUGAGGAGAAGAAACGUCGACAUGAUGUUAUGGCACAUGUCCACACAUUUGGUGUGUGCUGUCCAAAGGCUGCUCCUAUCAUCCACCUGGGAGCAACAUCUUGUUAUGUUGGUGAUAACACUGACUUAAUUGUUAUAAGGGAUGCUUUUAACAUUUUACUCCCAAAGCUUGCCAGAUGCAUAGAGAGGCUAUCAGACUUUGCUGAGAAAAACAAGUCAAUUCCUACACUUGGUUAUACACAUUUUCAAAGCAUUUGCCUUAAUUACUUAACAAUAGGGACUGCAAUGUGCAUCAAAAUUUUUUGCAACUCAGAUGCAGAGGUGGAACAACUUGACCAACUGGUCACAGAAAUGGCUGGUUUCAAAAGUCACUACAUUGUUACAGGGCAAACAUACAGCCGUAAAGUAGACUUGGACUGUCUAUCAGCUCUGAGCAGCCUAGGAGCAUCAGUUCACAAGAUAUGUACAGACAUCAGGCUUCUAGCAAAUCAAAAAGAAAUCGAGGAACCAUUUGAGAAAGAUCAAAUUGGUUCCAGUGCUAUGCCUUACAAACGGAAUCCAAUGCGGAGUGAAAGAUGCUGCAGUCUUGCGCGUCAUUUAAUGGUGCUUGUAGGAGAUGCACAGCAGACAGCAGCUACGCAAUGGCUGGAGAGGACACUGGACGAUAGCGCUAACAGGAGAAUAAGUUUGGCUGAAGCAUUCCUUACAGCUGAUAUUUUGCUUAGUACAUUGCAAAAUGUUUCAGAGGGUUUGGUGGUUUAUCCCAAGGUUAUUGAUCGCCAUAUUCGACAGGAGUUACCUUUCAUGGCGUCUGAAAAUAUCAUAAUGGCAAUGGUGAAAGCAGGGGGAAAUAGACAGGAGUGUCACGAGAAGAUCCGCGUUCUGUCCCAGGAGUCUGGGGCGGUUGUCAAGGAGCAAGGUGGCGACAAUGAUUUGGUUGACAGGAUCAGGAAAUGUGAAUACUUUGCUCCAAUUCACAAUCAGCUGGACGUCAUCUUGGAUGCUAGUACGUUUGUGGGGCGUGCACCCCAGCAGGUGUCCAAAUUUAUUAAGGAAGAAGUCGAACCGGUGUUGAUUCCUUUCAAAUCGGAUUUAAGCAGCAAGUCUUCUAUCGAUGUUUAGGAUUUUCUCUUACAUAGGGUUUUCGACCGUGACGGCAACGGUUACAUUUCCGCAGAGGAGUUACGUUAUGUGGUGACUUCUUUCGGGGAGGUGCUCAGUAAUGAAGAAGCCGAAGAAUUGAUUGCCAUGUUUGACAAAAAUAACGAUGGUCAG